AUCCUGGAACUCGGCGACAGCGCCGAAGAUUCGCCGCCCUGCGGGUCCGCAGUGCACUCCUAACGGCGCCGCGGACGCCCGUGCCCUCCGGCUCCUGUCCGCCCUUCGCCGGGCCGGGGUGGCACCCUCGCCUUCCCUGUCCCUCAUGGCGCUGCUCCGACGUCCGACGGUGUCUAGAGAUUUGGAGAAUAUUGACACGGGAGUUAAUUCUAAAGCUAAAAGCCAUGUGACUAUUAGGCGUGCCGUUUUAGAAGAAAUUGGAAAUAGAGUUACAACCAGAGCAGUUCAAGGAGCGAAGAAACCUCAGAACACGAAAGUACCAGUUCAGUCCAACAAAACAAAUGUCAACAAACAAUUGAAACCUAUUGCUUCUGUGAAACCAGUCCAGAUGCAAAUGUUGGCUCCAAAGAGCCUGUCUCCCACACCCGAGGACGUCUCCAUGAGGGAAGAGAACCUGUGCCAAGCUUUUUCUGAUGCCUUGCUCUGCAAAAUAGAGGAUAUCGAUAAUGAAGACUGGGAGAACCCGCAGCUCUGCAGCGACUACGUUAAGGACAUCUACCAGUAUCUACGGCAGCUUGAGGUCGUGCAAUCCAUAAGCCCGCAUUUCCUAGAAGGAAGAGAUAUCAACGGACGGAUGCGAGCCAUCCUGGUGGACUGGCUGGUGCAAGUGCACUCCAAGUUCCGGCUUCUGCAGGAGACCCUGUACAUGUGCGUCGCCAUCAUGGAUAGAUUCUUACAGGUUCAGCCAGUCUCACGUAAGAAGCUUCAGCUAGUUGGAAUUACCGCUCUGCUUCUGGCUUCCAAGUAUGAGGAGAUGUUUUCUCCAAAUAUUGAAGACUUUGUUUACGUCACAGACAAUGCUUAUACCAGUUCCCAAAUCCGAGAAAUGGAAACUUCCAUAUUGAAAGAACUGAAAUUUGAGCUGGGUCGACCCUUGCCACUCCACUUCUUAAGGCGCGCGUCGAAGGCUGGGGAGGUGGACGUCGAACAGCACACACUAGCCAAGUACUUGAUGGAACUGACUCUCAUUGACUACGACAUGGUGCAUUAUCACCCAUCUAAGAUCGCAGCGGCUGCUUCCUGCUUGUCUCAGAAGGUCCUUGGCCAAGGAAAAUGGAACCUAAAGCAGCAGUAUUACACGGGGUACACGGAGAGCGAGGUCACGGACGUCAUGCAGCACAUGGCCAAGAACGUAGUGAAAGUGAACGAGAACCUGACCAAGUUCAUCGCUGUCAAGAACAAGUACGCGAGCAGCAAGCUCCUGAAGAUCAGCACGAUCCCCCAGCUGAACUCCAAAGCCAUCAAGGACCUCGCCGGCCCCCUGAUGGGGCGGUCCUAGGCUGCCCUGGCCCGCGGACGGGUCCUCCUCCGUGCACUUUUCUUACCGGCUUGGAACUCGCGACUUUGUAGAUAGCCCUCCUGUCUAUUUCAUUAAACCUUCUGUCAGACCGAUUUUCUAAACACAUAUUGAGGAAAAAUAAAGCU
Molecule: messenger RNA, 1485 nt
Organism: Tupaia belangeri chinensis (Chinese tree shrew)
Lineage: Eukaryota; Metazoa; Chordata; Mammalia; Scandentia; Tupaiidae
Gene: CCNB2
Product: cyclin B2
Exons: 9
Coding region: 146-1339 (397 amino acids)
Biological process (GO): mitotic cell cycle phase transition
Molecular function (GO): cyclin-dependent protein serine/threonine kinase regulator activity
Source: RefSeq, a predicted model, not a curated record